Molecule: messenger RNA, 3854 nt
Organism: Amphibalanus amphitrite
Lineage: Eukaryota; Metazoa; Arthropoda; Thecostraca; Balanomorpha; Balanidae
Product: influenza virus NS1A-binding protein homolog
Exons: 13
Coding region: 744-3044 (766 amino acids)
Molecular function (GO): protein binding
Source: RefSeq, a predicted model, not a curated record
GGCGAUUUGUUUGGUUCGUAGCUCGGCCGCACAGCGGGAUGGACGGCGAUUUGGAUGGACCCGAAGCUCGCUGCCUUUUAGGGAGGUUUCUGUGGUGUGUGUCCAUAAAGGACAGGUCUAUAUCCUGGUCUCUGUCUAUGUGUUGUGUGCCCCGCGCUGCCGCGCGGACGCUGGAGCCCGCCGCGGCCCGCGGGUGAUGUAUUGAUCCUGUUCACCAACCGUGGGUCGCGGCUGCGCGCUGGUCGGGCCGGCCAGGGUCCCCGGCCGCUGACCCAGUGGCGGCUUUAGCGGCGCCGCGGACCGUGCCAGGACCACCGGACCACCGUGGGGACCAUCGGACCGUGUCACCGAGAUCCCAACCGUUCCGUCGAUCCCAGCAGAUCCGCCAGACUCCAGUAGAUUCCGGAUUCAGACGCAUCCACUGCAUCCGUCACAGCAGACUCAGUGAUCCGGGAAGCCUUACUGAGCCGGACCCCGCUCUGUCUGAUCCUUGUCGGUUUCCUGUCCGGUCCCUGCCUGGUCCCUGCCUGCUCCUACCCCGCCCGGUCCCUGCCCGGUCCCUGCCUCCCUGGCCGGCCCGCUAGGAUGGACUGCGCUGGCGGCUCGCGCGCCCCGGCCGCCGCCGCCGCUCAGUGCCAGUGUGGGCUGGUCGGCGCAGCGCUCGGCGCCUCCUCGUGCUCCGCUCCCAGACGCAGCUGACCGAGCGGCCCCGCACCGACCUGAGCUGACCUGACCCGGACAGCAUGGAGCCGCGCACUGAGCCGCCGUCGCCCGGACACCCCUGGGACAGACCAAUCGUACCCACGUCCGAGAUGCUCGGGGAUGACGCCGAGGUCGAGCUCAAGAGGAAGGUGCCGGACGCCCUCGUCUUCGCCGAUGACGAGUUCGUACCGGCGCUGCUGCGAAAUCUCAACGCCAUGCGCAAAAACAACCAGUUCUGUGACGUCAUCCUGCAGGUGGGUAAGCAGGAGAUCGCCGGCCACCACUGCGUACUGGCCGGCAGCUCGCAGUACCUUCUGAAGUUGUUCGGUGACGAGCACCGCCAGCUUACCUGCGACGAGGCGGCCGUCAAGUCCAGCGCGCCGCGCCGCCAGGAGCCCGUCGUCUACAAGCUCAGCGACAAGCUGGAUGGGGAGGCCACUGAAGCACUCGUCCAGUUCGCCUACACUGGAAAGCUGUCCGCGCACCCCAGUCGGGUUCGUUCCGUGUACUCGGCCGCUGUCCGGCUGAAAAUGGACAAGGUGGCCGCCGCCUGCGCCCAGUGGCUCGUCAACAACCUGGACAUCCACUCUUGUCUGGAGAUCAGAGCCAUCCCGGGCAUCGUGGCCGACACCCAACUCGUCAAAGUCAUCGACGAGUUCAUCGUCAGACAUUUUGCCGAGAUGGUCUCCACCAAGCAGAUGAUGAAGCUGCCUCAGGUGAAGGUGGAGCUGCUGACUCCCGCCCUGGAGGAGGUCACAUCCAUCAACAUGGCCACCCAGGCGCUCCUGGUGCUCGACUGGCUGCGCAAGUUCAUGGUCGAGGAGAACAUGACUCUGCAGGAGAGCACGGAAAAGCUUCACCUGCUCUACAUGAAUAUUGAUCAGUCGCUGCACGACUGUUCGGAUAUCGUCUCCGGCGACUCCGCCAACACAGAGAUGGUCCAGGACUACAAGAAACUCAGCAAAAAGACGGGCCGUAAGCAGUCUCCGGCCAUCCAGCAGCACUCUGGCGGCGGCUCCAACGGCCACUACCACACCAUCACCUACUCUUCCGAGCGGGCCGAGGCCAUCAGAGACGAGGAGUGCGACUGGAAGACGCUGGCCUGCUCCAAGGUGGACGAGCGCGGUAUGGUCUCCCUGGUGACCGUUGCUGGCACGCUGGCCGUCCUCUCGGUCCGUCAGCGUCUGAAUGCGCCCUCGCCGACCGGCUCGCCGCGCAGCAGCCGGCCGCCCAGCAUGGAGAAGCCGGACUCGUACGGAAUGCUGCCAGAGCUGGCCUGCGCCAAGUGCUCCGUCGGCGCCGGCAACCUCAACAACCAGCUCAUCAUCUGCGGCGGGUACGACCGCGGCGAGUGUCUGCGCGAGGUCGAGAUCUACGACCCGGUGACGAACCAGAUCCGCGCGUGCCGGCCCAUGCUGGCGGCGCGCGGCCGCUUCGAUCUGACCGUCGUCGACGGCCGAGUGUACGCUGUCGGCGGCUGCGACGGUAACAACGAGCUCGCCUCUGUGGAGUGCUACCAGCCGCAGCUGGACAAGUGGUCGCCGCGCUCCUCGCUGCACAUGGCCCGCUCCAACCAGGGCGUCUGCGCGCUCAACGGCAAAAUCUGCUGCAUCGGCGGCUGGAAUGGGAAGUUCGGCAGUCGUAAAUGUGAGAUGUACGACCCGGCUACCAACAAAUGGACGCCCAUGGCCUCUCUGAAUGUCGGUCGUUACCAGGCGGCCGUGACGGUGCUGAACGGCCUCGUGUACGCCGUCGGCGGCUGUGACUCCUGGAACUGCCUCAGCUCCGUGGAGGUGUACGACCCGGUCCGGGACGCCUGGUCCUUCGUGACACCCAUGUCGACCCCGCGGCGCGGCAGCGGAGUCUCCCGAGUCAACGGUAAGCUGAUUGUGGUGGGCGGCCUGGACGGCGUGCAGUCGCUCAACACCACCGAACUGUACGACCCCGUGGAGGACAAGUGGACGUCCGGACCCAAGAUGCUCACCCGCCGCGCCAAUGUCAACGUCGCCGUGGUCGACGGAAAACUGUUCGCCGUCGGAGGCUUCUCCGGAAAGCAGUUCCUGAACACGAUGGAGUUCCUGGACCCGCGCACCAUGAGCUGGAGCGCUCUGCUGCCGCGCAGGAACCGAGGCAUCUCGAGCGGCAGCGCUACCUCAGAGGAAGAGUGCCCUGAGGCGGUGACGGCCGCCACCCGCGACUUCUCGCCGGAGGCCACGCCGCCGCCGGCCGCUCCGGCUCCAGCUCCGGCUCCGGCUGGCUCCUGCACCCCGCCCUCGGAGCCGGAGCCCAGCGAGCGCAGCGCCGCCGCCGAGCCCGCGGCCGCCGCCGAAACCUGCGCGUAGUGGCGGCCUCAACAGGUGGCGCUAGCGGCGCUUCAUUCCAUCCGAGAACUGUAAGGCUUGUGACGCUGCGCCGCAGCGAGGCGGAGGGCGGGCGCGGCCCCUCUCGCGGCCUCAUGAAGUGUAUUUUGUGGGUUUUACGAUGAACUGCAGUGGCGCGUUUUCGCGCCGCGAUGACAGCUGACUGAGACUGCACCCGAAAAACUGCGGCCCGCUGCGGUCUCAUUCCGAGACCGAUUGGUCGAGACGGUCCCCGACUGGGACGACCGGCGCCCGUUCUAAUGGCGUCCUCUGGCGGCGGUGUGUCCACCGGCUGAAGUUGGCGGGACGGUAGUACCAGCUACUCCCCCGUGUGUGCGUGUGUGAGUGGUGUUGGACCCUGUGAGCCCGCGGGCCUCUGUAGAGUCGCGCGCUCGGUCAGUACCUCCGCGCUGGGGCCAACGGGGGCGAAACGUGUGCGACUAUUGUUAUUUUCACACCUUGCUAAGUACCCCUCACACUGGGCUUUUCAGUGGGGCCCCGUACCUCGGGUGGGAGGGGGAUGGCCGCAGGGAUCACCCGGUCCCCUUCAGCUGAGCCUGGCUAGCCAGACACCUGACCUGGCCUGACCUCUGUACAGCGCGGCUGGGGGGACGGUCUGGGCCCCGGUGGAGGCAGCAGCGGACCGAGGUCUCCAUAUUGGAGGCUGGCUGGAUCUGCUCUGCGGGCGAGUGUCGUGGGGGACCGGGAGGGAGGGACUCGUGCAGUGAGCGGCAUUGUGACACCGUCAUUGCAGCCCUCGGGGCGACACCAAUACAGACGAAUGAGAGUGCA